AUGGCUCUUCCAAUUUUCAAACUCAAUCUCCUCCAUCUCUUCUCCAUCUCCCUCUUUCUGUUCACCUCCGCUUCAAUCUCUCACAGCAACUCCAACGAUUUCUGCGAGGCUGGAGCUCUGUACGGCGCAGCCGGAUGUGGAAUUUCGCCGCCGUUGUCGUCGGCGAAGCUGCUGAUCAAGGGAGGAACGGUCGUCAAUGCUCAUCAUCAAGAGGUUGCAGAUGUUUAUGUGCAGGAUGGAGUUAUUGUUACUGUCCGGCCGAAUCUCAAGGUUGGGGAUGAUGUGCAAGUGUUGGAUGCCACAGGGAAGCUCGUCAUGCCAGGGGGGAUUGAUCCUCACACGCACUUAGCUAUGGAGUUCAUGGGUACCGAGACGAUUGAUGACUUUUUCAGCGGCCAAGCUGCAGCAUUAGCAGGUGGAACCACCAUGCAUAUUGACUUUGUUAUACCAGUCAAUGGCAGCUUAACGGCUGGUAUUGAAGCUUAUGAGAGGAAGGCACAUAAGUCUUGCAUGGACUAUGGUUUCCACAUGGCGAUUACCAAGUGGGAUGAAGAUGUUUCCAGGGACAUGGAAAUUAUGGUGAAAGAGAAAGGGAUCAACUCUUUCAAGUUUUUCCUAGCUUAUAAGGGGUCUCUAAUGAUUAGUGAUGAACUGUUAUUGGACGGAUUGAAGCGGUGCAAGUCUCUUGGUGCAUUGGCAAUGGUUCAUGCUGAAAAUGGAGAUGCUGUAUUCGAAGGACAGAAUAGGAUGAUAGAGCUCGGUAUCACUGGUCCUGAGGGACAUGCUCUUUCCAGACCCCCAGUGUUGGAAGCAGAGGCAACUGCCCGAGCCAUUCGUUUAGCAAGUUUUGUGAACACACCACUUUAUGUUGUUCAUGUGAUGAGCAUUGAUGCAAUGGAAGAAAUAGCUAAAGCCCGUAAAUCAGGGCAGAAAGUUGUUGGGGAGCCCGUGGUUUCUGGACUAGUCCUGGAUGACUCAAAGCUUUGGGAUCCAGACUUCAGCAUUGCCUCAAAAUAUGUCAUGAGCCCUCCCAUUAGGGCACCUGGACAUGCUAAGGCCCUGCAAGCUGCACUUUCAACCGGGAUUCUUCAGCUUGUUGGAACGGAUCAUUGCGCAUUUAACUCUACUCAGAAAGCUUUUGGAAUUGAUGAUUUCCGCAAAAUACCAAAUGGUGUUAAUGGUAUUGAGGAGAGAAUGCAUUUGGUGUGGGAUACAAUGGUGGAAACUGGGCAAAUGUCAGUUACUGACUAUGUCAGAAUAACAAGCACUGAAUGUGCCAGGAUCUUCAACAUAUAUCCAAGAAAAGGAGCAAUUCUAGCUGGUUCUGAUGCCGACAUAAUUAUUUUCAAUCCAAAUAGCAGUGUUGGGAUAAGCGCUAGGUCUCACCAUUCCAGAACAGAUACCAAUGUCUACGAGGGCAGGAGGGGCAAGGGAAAGGUUGAAGUGACAAUUGCUGGAGGAAGAGUAGUUUGGAUAAAUGAUGAACUCAAGGUAUCCCCUGGUUCUGGGAAGUACGUAGAAAUGCCUCCUUUCAACUAUCUUUUCAGCGGAGUUGACAAAGCAGAUGAUUCAUAUCUAGCUUCACUUAACGCUCCCGUAAAGCGUUCCAAAUCCACGAGGUGUAGGGGUGAGGUCGAUGGACUCGUCUCCCAAGUCUCCCAAGCUGGAAUUGUGCCUGAGAUCACCCUUCAUCAUCUUCCUCUUGGCCCGAGCUUCCGAGAAGAUGGUGGUGUACGUAGAACGGCUUGGACUAGCACCCCCUUUCGAUUCCCACUCUCCGAAUUGAGGAACGGCCUUCCACCCAUUAUUGCCCUGUCAUGCCAUCCAGAGAUGGUUCUGUGGACUUGA
This is a messenger RNA of Linum trigynum, 1848 nucleotides long. NCBI's taxonomy places the organism in Eukaryota, Viridiplantae, Streptophyta, Magnoliopsida, Malpighiales, Linaceae. The record is from the annotation of a GenBank genome assembly.